Neopelma chrysocephalum (saffron-crested tyrant-manakin) is the source of this 3176-nucleotide messenger RNA. It is a transcript of the gene LRSAM1, whose product is annotated as leucine rich repeat and sterile alpha motif containing 1. The record is from RefSeq and is a predicted model, not a curated record. Gene Ontology annotation, molecular function: protein binding. The transcript is spliced from 25 exons. Lineage: Eukaryota; Metazoa; Chordata; Aves; Passeriformes; Pipridae. The coding region runs from base 199 to 2388 and encodes 729 amino acids.
GUCUGGGCGAGGCGCUCAGGCCGCGCGUCUCGGUGCCCGCGGGCGGGUGAUCAUGUGACCCGGCGGUGUCUCAAGAUGGCGGCGGCGAGCGAGCCCAGCUGUGCAGCCCAGGCUCCCCAGCACACACAGACUGCAGGAGUGCUGAGCCUGUCUCUGCCCUGAUCCUGUCCCGGGGCAGAGCCACAGCCGGAGCCGAGGAUGCCGCUCUUCUCCCGCAGGAAGAAACCCAGCGACGACGCCCGGAAGCGCCUUGAGUACCAACUGUGCCUGGCAAAAGAAGCUGGUGCUGAUGACACCCUUGACAUAUCCAGAUGUGAACUCUCAGAGGUUCCUUAUGGGGCCUUUGCCACUUGUAAAGUCUUGCAAAAAAAGGUGCUGAUUAUUCACACAAAUAAUCUGACAUCUUUAGUUCCAAAGUCCUGCAGCCUCCUGAGUCUCAUCACUGUGAAGGUUCUGGACCUUCAUGACAACCAGCUGACGUCGCUUCCUGCUGACAUUGGUCAGCUCACAGCUCUUCAGGUCCUAAACCUUGAAAGGAAUCUUUUAAAAAGCCUCCCACAAUCUAUAGGAGACCUUGCCCAGCUCCAGCUCCUCAAUGUGAAAGGUAUGGCUCGGGAUUCCAGCAGUGCUCUGGGGCAGCUCAGGUCAUUGCAGCACCUGAGCUCUGAGCCCUGGCUGUGCAGUCCCACACUCAGUCCCCUUCCUCGCUCUGUGUGUUCUCUUUUGGAGACCCUGACCCUGGAUGCCUCUUCCAUGACCUACCCAUCACCUGAGGUCUGCAGUGCAGGCACAGAGGCCAUCCAGCAGUUCCUCUGCAAAGAGUGUGGAAUUGCCUACUACCCUCCCUCCCAGUAUCUGCUUCCUGAGCUGGAGAGCAAUGGAGGAGGAUCAUCAGUGGAUGGGGUGGACAGGACAGUGCAUAAGUACCUGCAGGAGGCGAGUGAGUGGCAGAACAAAUUCUCGGAGUAUGAGAAGAGGAAGGAACAAAAGAUGCAGGAGAAGCUGGAAUUCGAGCGGCGCCUGAACGUGGGGCAGCGGGAACACGCUCUGCUGGUCCAGCAGCUCCACAGCCAGAAGGAUGAGAUCCUGCAGACAGUGAGGGAGGACCAGCAGAGGCUGGAGGAGGGGCUGACGAAGCACCAGCGCUAUUUGGAGGGCGAGCGCCUGAAGCUGCUGCAGCAGCUGAAGCUCACGGAGCAGGGCAUUGCCAGCAGGAUCCACAAGCUGCUGGAGGACAACCAGAGGCAGAAACAAAGUUCAGACAUUCUGAAGUCCUUGGAGAAUGAGAGGAUUAGGAUGGAGCAGCUGAUGGCAAUAACCCAGGAGGAGACGGAGCAGCUGCGCAGACGGGAAGUGGCCUCUGCCAUGCAGCAAAUGCUGGCUGAGACCUACAAGAACAAGCUCCUCCAAGUGACCUACGAGUCUCGUCGGCAGGACCUCGUGAGCCAGGCCUGCUCCAGCCUAGCUGAGAUGGAUCAGAAGUUCCAGCAAAUCCUGGAUUGGCAACAGCUGGAUCAGAACAAAGCUGUCAGUCAGAUCCUGCAGCAGAUUGAGAUGCAGAAAGAUGCCUUUGAAGCUCUCCAGGUGAAGAAGGAUCUUAUGCACAGGCAGAUCAGGAACCAGAUUAAAUUAAUAGAAACAGAGUUAUUGCAGCUGACACAGCUGGAGUUAAAGAGGCAAGAACUGGACACAGAGACGCUGCAGGAGGCGGUGGCGGAGCAGCGCCAGGCACUCGGCUGCCUGCUGGAACAGCUGCUCAAGGAGAAGAAGCAGAGGGAGGAAGAACUGCAACAAAUCCUGCUGGAAAUGGAGGCAAAGAGUGAAACCAGACAGGAGAACUACUGGCUGAUCCAGUACCAGCGCCUGCUGAACCAGAAGCCCCUCUCCCUGAAACUCCAGGAGCAGGGUCUGGAGCAGCAGCUGGUGGCCCUGCUGCUGGAGCUCUGUGCUGAGCAGUACGUGCCCGUGUUCGCGCACCACCGCCUGUCCUUGGAGGCUCUUGGCACCAUGACUGCCACUGACCUGGAAAAGCUCGGUGUGGUGGAGGCUGGCCUGCAGCGUGCCAUCCUCAAGAGGGCUCAGGAGAUCCUGGCUGUGGCCAAGACCAUCCCAGAGCUGCAGAGGGGGGUGGACACCGAGGUCCCUGCAGGCCCAGAGCCCAGUGCUCCCCUGGAGGAGCCCCCGAGCCCCGAGGGCCCCACGGCCCCCCCGCUGCAGUGGGAGGAGAGGAAGUCGGAGUGCGUUGUGUGCAUGGAGCAGGAGCCCCAGAUGAUUUUCCUGCCCUGUGGCCACGUCUGCUGCUGCCAGAGCUGCUGCGAGCGGCUGCUCUCGUGUCCCCUGUGCCGCCAGGACAUCGCUCAGCGCGUCCGCAUCUUCCACAGCGGGUAGGCUGGGCCGGGAGCGCCUUCCCGGGGUGAUCCCCCUGCUGCUCCGUGCCAGUGUCACACAGCCCCUGCCCAGCAUGCCCAGCACUGCCCUCCCCGUGCUCCAGGAGUCUGAGCAUCCUCCGUGUUCCCCGAUGGCUUCUCAGCAUCCACCUCGGGCUCCUUUGGAUGAAUCCCCUCCUCCUCCUGCCCGGGAGCGCUGGGGGAUGGAAAUGGGUGCCCCUCCUCUCUGGCAGGGAUUUGCCUCCAGAAAGGCCCCUGGCUCAGCAGGGACACCGUCAGUGUUUCCUGGAGGUGGGGAAUCCCCCGUGGGAGGACUCUGUCGGGCUGUGCUGUGUGCUGGGUGCUGACAGUGCCUUGUACCUCUGCCAUGCCAAAGGUUCUGCUCUGGAGACCUCCAGGAGCGUGUCUGGGGCUGCAGCCACAGCUCCCUGACCCCUGGUUCCUGUGGGAGGGGAGAGUCUGGAACAGCCCCAAGACUAGAGGGACCUGCUCUGGCCAGAGGGGCCCAGGGAGGUCCCUCAUCCAAAAAUCAUGUUAGAGCAGAAAGUGUCUCUGUCACCUGACAGCACCGAUCUGGUGGUGAGCAGGGGGCUGGGGCUGCUCCCAGCACAGAUCCACGUUUCCUCUCUAUGGGUGUGGGGAGUUCUCCAUCACCAUCAGUAGGCACCAAUCCCCAUCUGUGCGUCGGCUCCUGACCCUGAAGUAUAAAAAUGCUGCCAUGAUUCCAGUCCCACCUCAGCCCUUCCCCCAGAGCAGCCAUUAAACUGCAGCUGGUUUCUGCUGGUGGGU